This is a messenger RNA of Penicillium subrubescens, 252 nucleotides long. RefSeq lists its product as uncharacterized. Lineage: Eukaryota; Fungi; Ascomycota; Eurotiomycetes; Eurotiales; Aspergillaceae. Bases 1 to 252 code for a protein of 83 amino acids. The transcript has 2 exons. The record is from RefSeq and is a predicted model, not a curated record.
AUGGGUAGAGAUCACCAUCGAGUAAAGGAUCACCACUAUGACCACCAUCAGCACUGUUCGCGUCCCCGUGCCCUCUACGGCCCCUUCAGAGGCUCCCCCUCUUCCACCGAGGCCUCCGCUAUCGACAACCUGGCAAAGCUGCCACCAGGCCUUCGGGUGGUGAUUUUCCUCGCGUUUAGCUUCAUCCUAAGUGGUGGGAUGUACUAUUUCAUCAAGAGGCAGAAGGCGAAGCCGAGCAAUGGAAUUCCGUAA